Molecule: messenger RNA, 2000 nt
Organism: Meira miltonrushii
Lineage: Eukaryota; Fungi; Basidiomycota; Exobasidiomycetes; Exobasidiales; Brachybasidiaceae
Product: Aldedh-domain-containing protein
Exons: 1
Coding region: 24-1937 (637 amino acids)
Molecular function (GO): aldehyde dehydrogenase (NAD+) activity
Source: RefSeq, a predicted model, not a curated record
AUUCGAACGACCUUUCCACAAAAAUGACAGAAACAACAUUAAUUUUUAACACAAGUAUGACACAGGAACAUAUCGUCAAGGUUGCAUUGACAUUCUUUGUGACCGCGAUCACAGUUUUUGCUUUGCCGUUAAUCGUUACAUCAUGGCGAGAGACACCACCUUCGUUGGAAAAAGUAGAUAUCCCUUCUACACCCGAAGCUGCAAAACAUGAUUGGAAACCGACAAACAUUCUCGAUCGUCCUUCUAUCGUACCUGCAACAAGAGACAAUGUUCGUGAAACACGUUCACGUAGUACGAAAAACAGUAAUGGCACAAAAGGAUCAGAUGUGGAUACGAUCGUUGCAUAUUGUCCGGCUACGGGAGCCUAUCUGGAUGAAAUCGUAGCGGAUUCAGAAGCAAGCAUUGAUGCAAAAGUACGCAAAGCACUAAUGGCACAAGAGAAAACAUGGCAACCGCAAGGUAGAAAUUGGACACAAAGGAGAAGGGUACUCAAAACGAUCAAAGCAUGGAUGGUAAGGGAUAUGGAUACGCUCGUACGUGUUGCUUGUCGUGAUACGGGAAAGACGGCAAUCGAUGCCGUUUUGGGAGAAAUUUUAGUCACCCUCUCAAAGCUGGACUGGUUGAUCAAGAAUAGCGAAAAAGUCCUACGUCCACAGACAAGGCCAAACAACUUGCUUUUGGCACAUAAACGCUGUACGGUAUACUAUGAACCAGUUGGUGUGGUAACAGCAUUAGUAUCGUGGAACUACCCUUGUCAUAAUGCUUUGAGCCCAAUUUUAGCUGGCUUGGCAUCGGGUAAUGCAGUAGUCGUCAAAUGCUCUGAAAUGGUGGUCUGGUCGACGCAAUACUACAUUCAAGGCGUUCAUGCUUGUUUGCGUGCAUGUGGUCUUUCACCCGAUUUGGUUCAAUUGGUCUGCUGCUUGCCGCCCGUUGCUCCUGUCUUGACAUCUCAUCCACUGGUGAGACAUUUGACUUUCAUCGGCAGUGAAUCAGUGGCAAAGAUGGUAGCAAGAGAUGCUGCUAAAGUGAUGACACCAUGCUGUUUAGAAUUAGGAGGAAAAGAUCCGAUGAUCGUAUUGGAAGAUGCAUCUCUCUCUUUCUUCGUGCAGACCUGGUUACGUGCUGCAUUCGGUUCUGGUGGUCAGAAUUGCAUUGGUGCUGAACGAUUCAUCGUUUCACGUAAGAUCAUGCAAAAGUUCUUGGAUCUAGUCACACCCAAAGUCAAGAUUUUACGUCAAGGUAGUUUCUUGGAUGAUGUAGCACCCGGUACCAAGCAGGGUAUCGAUGUGGGUGCAAUGAUCAGUGAUAACCGAUUCGAUGCUCUAGAAGCUUUGAUAGCUGAUGCAGAAUCACGAGGAGCACGAGUCUUAGCAGGCGGAAAGAGAUUCAAUCAUCCAAAUCACCCUUCCGGUCAUUAUUUUGCUCCCACGCUCAUCGUCGACGUUACGCCUGAUAUGCCCAUCGCACAGGAAGAAUUGUUUGCUCCCAUCUUUUUGGUGAUGCCAUUUGAUACAGUAGAAGAAGCAGUCAGUCUUGCAAACGGAACAAGAUUUGCUCUCGGAUCUUCUGUUUUUGGAAGCAAUCGUUCCGUUUGCAGAAAGGUUGCCGAUCAGCUACAUGCAGGAAUGGUAAACAUUAACGAUUUCGCCGUUUCUUAUCUAAAUCAAGGCUUGCCAUUCGGAGGAAACAAAGCCAGUGGAAAUGGUCAACGGUUCGGUGGUCCUGAAGGACUCUUGGCACUUUGUAAUACAAAAGCAGUCACUGAAGAUCGAUUCUUUUCACUCAUCAAAACUGCCAUUCCUGGACCAGUACAUUAUCCACACGCAGAUUCACUCAAAGCAUAUGCGUUUGUUGUCGGUCUAGCAACCUUUUUCGGCGCAGUCACUUGGGGUGAAAGCUUGGUCGGAUUAUGGAGUCUGAUUCGUUCCAGUUUGUAGAAAUAUCAUCUAUACCCAUACCCUGCAUGUAUAUAUUGACAAUCUGCAUCUAUGGAUACACUG